This is a messenger RNA of Durusdinium trenchii, 1177 nucleotides long. NCBI's taxonomy places the organism in Eukaryota, Dinophyceae, Suessiales, Symbiodiniaceae. The record is from the annotation of a GenBank genome assembly.
CUGAAGCCCAUUUGAUGGCUCCUCAGCAUGGAUUCGAUGCUGAAAUUGCGGAGUCAAGCGUGCACUGCCUCUUUGAACAGGCCACCUCCAGGACUUGAAGAUUUUGGGCCAAGGGCAGUUGGACUAGUGCGACGUGAGGCUAUGACAAAGGAGAAUGACUUCUUACCGUCAGAUGCCAGCACUACUGAUACCGACUCGACCUCACUGACCUCACGGUGGUUCGGCGAAGGGGCUUUCUCACCGACAUCACUGCAUCCAGUUGCUUCUCCGUCGGGCGGCUUUGGGGCCCAGAAUGUUGGCGCCCCGAAGAAUACGGCCUUGGCGCUGCACGAAUUGUUGGAGGAAUCUGCCAGUCCUCGAGAUGACUGUCCGUCCAUUGGGUCUGCGUCGCACUCUUUGGGCCUUUGCAAGCCGUGCGACUUCAAGUGUCGGUCAUCCUGCAGAUUUGGCUACGAGUGUAUGUUUUGUCACAUUUGUGGCCCAGCAGAAAGUCGGAAAUGGAAAAAACACAGGAAGAACUACUGGAACCAGGCCAAGGCGAUCUUCCGCAAGAUGCAGCCGCCAGAGAGAAGUACCGGCAAACCAUCGAUGGUGAACGUCCUCUAUUUCCAAGGUCACUUUAGACCUCCAUUCGGCGCUCUCCUUGGACUUCUGACUCCACGGGCCCCCUCAUGCGUAGGGCCAUAUCCAAAGCGUGGGGCCCGUGGAGAGGUGCAAUCGAAUUCGCAAGCGCCCCGGAGGGGUGUACCUGGGGAAAAACCCAAGUUUCAUAGAAUUUUAUAGGUUUUAUGUGGCGCUUUCUUGGAAGCAAAGUGGCACAAUGCGACUCACACUGCGUUCCUGCUUCCUUCAUGUUUCAUUUCCGUAUUCCCAAAACACCUCCAUUCACUGCAUAUCGCUUUUGUUAUUGAGGCUGUUGAGGCUGUUGGAGGCUGCCAUGCGACUGGGCGUGCAGUGUACAGCUCCCUGUAUCUCACAUUUAUGCCCUGUCGCUACACCUGGCGCACACUACGUGCUUCUUCUUGACUGGGCAGGCCGUGCACAGCACUGUCGGCCCGUGCGCCUGCACGUGAAAUUUGUAUUUCCAGUGCCUUAAAAGAUGCUGAGAUACAGUACAGAUGCUCAGAGAGCUCUCCUGUCAUUUGAAGAACGGCCCAGAAGAAUCCGGGAGAUCCAU